Hemibagrus wyckioides is the source of this 3349-nucleotide messenger RNA. It is a transcript of the gene grnb, whose product is annotated as granulin b. The transcript is spliced from 17 exons. NCBI's taxonomy places the organism in Eukaryota, Metazoa, Chordata, Actinopteri, Siluriformes, Bagridae. Bases 191 to 2500 code for a protein of 769 amino acids. The record is from RefSeq and is a predicted model, not a curated record. Gene Ontology annotation, cellular component: extracellular region.
GUGUUUGUUUCCCCACUAACAAAGCCCCACGUGACCAAGUCACAUAUCACGUGAACUCUUUAAGCUCAUUUCCCUAGCCGAUUAUUUACCACAGCGGCGCUUUUUCCAGACUCUUAAAACCACGGCGCGUGCAGGUUGAAGUUGAAGGAUUUCACGUGAAGGUCUCAAGAACAUUUGAAGUCCGCCAAAGAUGCGUGUGAGUGUGUGUGUGUUGGUGUGUAUGCUGAGUGUGUGUAGUGCUCUCAUCUGCCCCGAUGGAGGAAUGUGUGAAAAUGGAAACACCUGCUGCCAGACGGCGUGGGGCGGAUACGGAUGCUGCCCACUGCCUAACGCAGAGUGCUGCUCAGAUCACCUGCACUGCUGUCAUGAAGGAACACUGUGUGACAUGGAGCACGGCACGUGUGUGAACAAGACCCACACUCUGAAGUGGGUGAGGAGAGUCGAUGCCAAACAGAUUACCCUACCUCAGGCAGUGGUGUGUCCUGACCAGGAGUCUGAGUGUCCAGAUGAUACGACCUGCUGCCAGAUGCCUGAUGGGACUUGGGGCUGCUGUCCAAUGCCUAAUGCGGUGUGCUGUGAAGACAAAAGACACUGCUGUCCUGAGGGCACGACCUGUGACCUUCCUCACUCGAAGUGUGUAUCAGCUGUGCGAAGCUCCACCCCUCUCCUGAGAAAAUUCCCUGCGAUCCGCAGAGAUGCAGUGGUUAAAGAGGUAUCUGUGAAGUUCCCCGGCAGUAAUGAUGAAGGACUGAAUCGUUUCAGCAAACGAAUCCUGUCCAUCAGUGACGAUAACCUGUUACACACUCGGCAGUUUCCAUCACAUGAUAAAGUGAUUUGUCCAGAUAAAGUGUCCAUGUGCCCAGAUGACACAACCUGCUGCAAACUAGCAAACGGGAGCUACGGCUGCUGCCCCAUGCCGAACGCUGUGUGUUGUGAGGAUUAUGUGCACUGCUGUCCUGAGGGCACGACCUGUGACCUUGAACACAACACCCGUGACAUGGCCAGUGAGCUGAAUAUGAUGAAUGUUGAGGCCACGUCCACUCUGCGCUUGAAGAAUACAGUGGAUUCGGUGGCCUGUAACGACACGGCAGCAUGUCCGUCCGGCAGUACCUGCUGUAGGAAACCAGACGGUGAUUGGGCGUGCUGUCCACUGCCUGAGGCAGUAUGUUGUGAUGACCACGUCCACUGCUGCCCUCAAGCCACUGUGUGCAACCUCUCCAUGGGCACGUGUGAUGACCCUGUGGACCUUUCUCUCUCCAUUCCCAUGGUGAAGAAAGUUCCCGCCUUCUCACAGCCUUCACAGCCUGUUGAUGAAAAAUGUGACCCGUCCUUUUCAUGCCCACAAGAUACUACCUGCUGCAAGAUGGCUUCCGGGGGGUGGGGAUGCUGCCCUCUACCACAAGCUGUGUGCUGCGAGGAUCAUCUACACUGCUGCCCUCACAACACGGUGUGUAACGUGCAGGCGGGGACGUGUGACAGUGUCUCAGAUGUGGGCGCCCGCUUGACCGUGCCCUGGGUGAGCAAGACGCCCGCCGUGGCCCUGGAGCCUGAGAACGAACAAUGUGAUGAGACCUCAGUGUGUCUAACGGGUACAACCUGUUGUAAACAGGAAUCAGGAACUUGGGCCUGCUGCCUGCUGCCACGGGCCGUUUGCUGUGAGGAUCACGAGCACUGCUGUCCUCAGGGCUACAAGUGCGACGUUGCUCACGAGUCCUGUGAACACCCUACUCUACCCAGCAUGCCGUGGGUCAUAAAGCAGCCAGCGCUGAGUGUGAUGCGUAGCACCCUCGCUGACCCCAGCUCUAACGUGGUGUCAGACUCGCAACAUGAACCCAAGUGUGACGCAAGGACCAGCUGCCCCAGGGGCAACACCUGCUGCUUCAUGACAAAACUCAGCCAGUGGGGUUGCUGCCCUCUGCCACAGGCUGUGUGUUGUGGGGACGGAGAUCACUGCUGUCCCAGCGGCUACACCUGCGAUAAGGAGAAACCCACCUGCACCAAGGGAAACCACCAGAUCCCGUGGUUCAAGAAGCAGCCGGCCAUGAGGUCAGAGGUCACCAGCGACCUCGGGGACAUGAAGUGUGACGACGCCACCAGCUGUGCGGCCGGCACCACGUGCUGCAAAUUACGCACAGGGAAGUGGGGCUGCUGUCCGCUGGCUCAGGCGGUAUGUUGUGAGGACCACAAGCACUGCUGCCCUCACGACUACACCUGCGACCUGAAGAGCGGAACCUGCAUCAAACCUUCCACUACACACGCGGUCGCACUCGCACUCAUACACACGCAAGACGAAGACGAGCUGAUGUGUGACGCGACCAGACGUUGCACUAAGACUCAGACCUGCUGUCGGUCAUCCGACUCCGAGUGGGCCUGCUGUCCAUUUGAGCAGGCGGUGUGUUGUGACGACAUGAAGUACUGUUGCCCUAAGGGAUACGCCUGUGACCCUGAAAAACAUUGCACUAAAGCGUCUCCGCCCACGUGGUGGGACAAUUCACUGUAGAGAAACGUCAUCACUAAACUGCAUCAUUAAACUGCAGUCCAUAUCAGGAUGAGGGACAGUACAGCGUAGUUGCCUUUAGAUUAUUAUUAUUAUUUUCCUGCUGUUCUAGGAAUGCCGAGAGAUCAUUCUGUUGUUUGUUUUUUUUUUUAACUGACAGAAUCCAACACCGAAACAAUGACACAUUUCCAGUUUUCCUUUUCAUUUCCAAUCACUCCAAGCUCUCAAGUUGUUGUUUUUUUCCCCAUUUAUUCAUGUGCAAGUACUGUCGCCGAAAAAAAAAAAACAUUUCUCCUCAGGUAUGAAGAAUGGAAAUGUAUGAAGAAAGGAUAGAAAGACCUUGAGUGUCUCAGAGACGGAACUGAAUGUAUUGUGUAUCUGAACGUGAAGCAGACAAAUCGAAACAGCUUUCAGUUGUCCAAGCACAAGCCGCCAUGGAAGUAAAAAUGGCUGACAUUGCAAAAUGAUCACUAUCACUAACAGUGAGUUAUAAACCCGAUCGAAAGCACACCAGUCGAUGUAUUUAGGUGUUCAUCAUUAGCCUGAGUCAUCCAAUGUUGCCUUGAGAAUUAUAUUGUUGAAGGAAAAUAUUUAUAAUUUUAUUGACCGCUUCAAAUUUGUUGUUCUUGUUGUGUAUACUUGCCUCUGAUCGCAUACUACAAAGUUUUAGCAUGUUAAGAUUUUGAUAAAUCACACCUCUGAAACAACUUGCUUUUGAAAUGAUACUCAAUAUGAUUUUUAAACUAACUUUCAGUGACAUGGUUCAAAUCAAGAUUUUAUUUAUUUAUUUUUUCCAAUUAGUAUUUGGAUCGAUCUUUGUUUCUGAUGGAAAUAAACUGCUUGGAAAUGGGA